AUGACACAUAUGUCUUCUCAAGUGAUACAGAAGGACAGGUUUAUCCACAGUUUUAGAGACCUCAGUUUGUGCUCCAGAGUAGGUGAAUGGAACCCAACACGUUCCACAGUUUCUGUUGAUGGGCGGGGGGCUAUGUGGCAAAAUCCUGAGGAAUCAUUUUAUCAUAAAACAACACCUUAUGAACAUGUAUAUGGAGACCAUUCUAUUCCUGAGAAUGCGUAUUUUGUGGAUAAGCCUUUAGGAGAUUCGUCUGAUGGCUCUGAAAAAUCAUAUGUAAAUCGUCUGCGUCAAGCAAGUGCAACAGUUUGGUGUGAGUAUGGGGUUCAGGCAUCAGGGAACUUUAAAAUGAGGAAAAAUAAAAAUAAUUAUGGAAUGAAAAUGGGAUUUUCUAUUAAAUCUUUGGUUUUCCCACAUGCAUCGGCUAUGUCGUUUGGUCGACCAAUGGCACAUCAUGCACGUUCAACAAAUAUUGCAGCACCACAGCAUACCAUGUUAAUUCCCCGACUAUCAGCAACAGAGACCUGUCUGGAAGGUGACCAAUGCGAAGCUCCUAUAUAUUCUAAUCCCUCGUUCAAUAAUAACUAUCUAGCUGAAAGGGGUCUUAAUGAUAUACCAGAAGUAGAUGAUGAUGAUGAGGAUAGCGAUCGUAGCAGUGUUUUAUCUAAUGGUUCUGGUCGGCAAGCGUCAAUCCAAAGUUUUACUGCAAGUUCUCAUUAUAGUCAUCGUGGUCCUUUUUCACACGCACGAUCUCAUUCUAGGGGCUCUGAUGUCUCGAAAAACUAUAAUGAUUACCCCAAUAACGCCACCAAUGAGUCUCUUGCUAGCUCUCAACAUCUUCACCCUAAUUUAUACGCUCGUCACUACAAUGCUUCUGAUUUUUCUGUUGAUCAGGAGCUUUAUCGUGCCGAUUCUGGGCGGAAAUUAUAUAUUGCUAAUCUUGCAAAGGAUGAUAUUCUUUCAGAUGAUGAUAUCUAG
Molecule: messenger RNA, 975 nt
Organism: Pneumocystis jirovecii RU7
Lineage: Eukaryota; Fungi; Ascomycota; Pneumocystomycetes; Pneumocystales; Pneumocystaceae
Exons: 2
Coding region: 1-975 (324 amino acids)
Source: RefSeq, a predicted model, not a curated record